CUAACCCCUACCCUCUAUCUGAUCAGUUGUGAAGUUCAAAUAGUCUGCCUCUGCAAUUAAGAUUUGGAUUUUUUGUAAUGCAAUAAUUUAUAUCAAAUGGCAGUUGAGUGAGCAGCCAGGCUCAGAUUCUUAGAAAUUUUCCACAAAUGACUCAGUCACUUGUACGAUGCCCUGGCAAGUUAAAUAAGGAAGUCUUGAGAUUUCCAGGUGGUACUAGUGGUAAAGAACCCACUUGCCAACAAAGGAGAGGUAAGAGUUGCAGGUUCAAUCCCUGGGUUGGGAAGAUGCCCUGGAGGAGGAAAUGGCAACCCACUCCAGUACUCUUGCCUGGAGAAUCCCAUGGACAGAGGAGCCUGGAGGGCUACAGUCCAUGGGGUUGCAAAGAGUCGGACACAACUGAAGUGACUUAGCAUGCACAAAUAAAGCAUAAAUUCAUGUUUGGAUUCAGGGGCUUUGGUGAACUGACCUUGAGCUACUUACCAUUCUGACCUUUCAUUUUUCCCUUGCAUCUGUCCUGUAACUUAAACCAUGAUAACUGUGAAUUAGCUUCUUUAGGUUUCCAGCCUCCAGUCCUUCACUUAGAAACCCUUGUCUCUACCGUCUGUCUCCAGCUCCUGAUGUGUAAAUGUGCUUCCCUCCAUAAAGCCUUCCUGGAAUCUCCUGCUUUCCUGCCUCCCACUGUCCUGUUAGGUCUUUUCUCACUUACAAAGCCCUAUGCUUUUGCUAUCACCACUGUCGUGGGGAGUGGCUAAAGAGGGAUUAAUAUGGAAAGUCCACAGGCAGAAAAGGGCUCCAGGGGUCAUGAGAGUUCCUGAAGAGUGUGUGGAAAGCUUUCUCAUGGGUUUAGAAAUACACAGGAGCUCAGAUGGCACCAAAAUCCUUAGAUUUAAAGCAAGCUUCACAUCAUGCUGCAUUGCUUAACAAGCCACUCUGUAGCCAUCUUUAUGUAAUAAAAAGAUGGUAGUGACUGAUGCCUAACAGGUUCAGACUAAUACUGUGGAGUUUCCACUUGCUACCAAAUAAAUGCUUGUAAAGUCUAGAGAUCCCAAGAUGAAAGACAUUUUGUAGGUUUUAAAUGUGCAAGAUCCAACCAGUCUUCUGUCUUCUCCUCUAGUCAGCACUAAUCCUCCAAGAGAGAGGUGGAUGAAAAGGCAUUAUAGAAUCUGAGGAAGUAUGCAUCUAGGGUCUCCAGAUUUUCUUUGGAGGCUGGUGGUUUAAAUCUGGAGCAGACAAAGGCAAAGUGCCAAUUCCAAAACUUGGAAAGGGAGCUGUGUUAGGGUGUGAGGCGACUCCACCUUUCUGUUUUAAUUAGAAAGCAGGAAGGGCCAAGAUUGUUCUUUCUUCCAAGUUCACCAAAGGAAAAUCUGACACCAAUUCUGUUCUUAGGAAUUUCAAAAUAAAUAGAGAAUUCUUUGAACUCUGUAAUCAACGAACUGGAAACUAAUUUAAAAUUUGGCAUCAGCACAUAUAUUUGUGUUAUAGGAAUGAGGGAAGCAUCAAAGAGGUGCUCCCUAUACUUCUCUUUUUAAAAGUUUACAUGUGAAAUGAACAGAUGCUUUUUUUGUUGGAGCUAUCAGGGUAACAAGAGGUUGAAAGCUGUAUCAGGUAUUUAUUUCAGUCACUGAGAUGGCUAUUGGCAGAGUUCCACAUACCAAAACUAAGGAGAAACUCAUGAACAGAUUAAAAAAAAGACAUGGAGGAAAGAGACUUUGUGCCUUUUUUCUCUCUCAAGACAAACUGAUGAUUUAAAGAAAGGAGCAAAGCACUUUUUGCAGGGGAGGGGAGUAAUUGGUCAACUUUAUGUAAUCCUUUCUAUAAGGCCAUGUUUGAAUUUUGGAGAGGUUUCUUUGUAAUAGUGUCUUAAUAUAGCCUCCUAAUACACUCAUCAGAGAGAAUGUGACUUAAGCUGAUAAGUAAUUUCAAUCUGAACUUCAUAGUUGCUAAAAUGCUCCCCUUACUGGGUGGACUGUAAUGUGGAGCACUGGUGAGAUUGGUGAGACUAAGGUAGAUAGGUGUGGGGAAGGAUUAAGAAAAGACUGAAUUCAUUGGCACCUGAUUUAGUGAGCAAACAGGAAAGGAAUUUCUGGCUAUGAAGUUUGUGAUUCCACAUCAAGAUCAUUCUUUAUAAUAGAAUAACCACCCACCCUUAGUCCAGAGCCAGAAUUCCUCAGAUUCUUCCAGCCAGAGGGCCCCUGGCACACUAAACAGUCUGUUGUGAUAUCUGAACACGUAAGUGAGUGUAUUUGGCCAGGGAGAUUUGCUAGUGAAAUUGAUCUUGCCUUCCCUGGGUUUUUCCAGUUGUACUUAAUAAUUAAAGGAAAAUUAAAACCCAGACUCCCUGAAACGUUAAGUAUCAGAUACAUAAGCUAAUCAAGCCCUCCAAUCACAUUGAAUUAGAGUUAGAAGGGACCUUAAAAUUCAUCUUGAACAAACUGAAAGAGGAAUUGUAAAUCUCUUUCCCCAGAUCUCUGCCAAGUGAUUGCUUGAGUUUCUGCUCAGACACCUCUGGGGUCAGGAAAGUCAUCCCUUCAGGGGACGCCCUAUUCUCCAAAUAGCUGGGAGAAAGCUUUGUUGAUUUGAAAUCUGCCCUUGGAUCGUAGUGUGCCAGCUUAAGUAGACAUCCAGAACAAGCUUCCUUCCUCCCACUUCCCAGCCCUUUAGAUACCUGAUGUUCAUCAUAUUGCUUGGAAACCAUCCCUAGGUCAAGCAUUCUUGGUUCUUUCUGCUGUUUGUUCCUCAGAGGACAGUCUUGCAGUGUAGGACCAGGAGGGGUCAGCAUUGUGGGGCAGCUCCUUUAACAGUUUUAGGACUAAAGAAUAUUCAAGUUAGAAAAGCUGUUAAGACACAAUCUAGUCUGCCCACCCUCCCUUUCAGUUUACAGAUGGAUAGAGAAUCUUUUGAAUUUGAGUGGGCAGAAAUUGAUCAGCAGCCUCUUUCAAAGUAAGAAAUGAAGUGUAAGACAUUUUGCCAGUGAAAGGUCUUUUAGUUACUUAAUUCUGAUUGCAGGCUUCAGCUGACACCUCCUUUUUGCCAAAGACCUCUCUGGCUCAAGUCAGCCUAAGGGCUCAGCUCAGAGUUUCACUGCCAGAUCUCCAUACACCAGCUAUUGGCUUCACUUAACAGUUUGUAUAGAGGGUAGAAAUAACUUUUCCAUAAGUUUUACCAUCUGUAUUGACCACAUGGUCAGUUGAGAGAUUUUAAUAGGCUUUUUUUCCUUCAUAAAAUCAGAAAAUGGCCAUCACAAAGGAGCCGCAUAUUACACCCCUUCUGAUAUGCAGCUGCCUCUGGUGGACGGGUUUCUGGGUUGCCCUUUGUACUUUCUUUGUUUAACAGUCACCAGGCGUCUAGAUGGCUUUUCUAAAAGCCAAAAAGCUCUGGACGGGAUUGUGGGCCACUUUUCUUUAGAAUUUUCCAUCUUGAGACUUGAAAUACAGACCCCUCUUUUCAUUUGGCCCCGAGGAGCUCAGGUUUCCUUGGAUGUGCCCAGCGGUGAAGGAGCCCAGGUUUUGGGUCUGGGGGCGCUGCUGCCAGCAUCUCCCCCGCUGCCCCCGCCGUCAGUUCCCUUCUCCUCAGUCAACACCAUUCAGAUCUGUGGGCAAAUAAAUCCCGGUGAGGGAAUGAACCGAGACCUGACGGACGUGAGGAACGGGAGAGGGAAGGUACCUGGAGUUUAUCCAAUAACUUGGUCCGAAUUGAAGUGCCAGGUUUAAGGCUGGAGUGUUCUUGAGCUCGGCAGGGGCGCGCUAAAGGUGACAUUGGAGGGACGAGGGACACCCCUUUGGCGGCAGAGCCGAAGCGGGGAGUGAUGCCGGCAGAUGGGGCCCAGAAUGGCCCUUGCCAGAACCUGCUGGCUGCGGGGCGGCGGGGGCGCCCAUUUUGGGUUAGCUCGCCCUACGGCUAGGAGCCCGGCGGGCUGGGACGCGGCGGGGGCGACAGGGGCCGGGCCAGCGGCAGGAGGGCGGGGCUUCCCUUUGUCAGGGGAUUUGCGCUGCGCGGCCGAGACUAGCGCUGGUGCCGCUCCCCGCCCCUCGCUCUCUCGCGGGGCGGGGCUCUCCCUCCGGCCCCGGGGGCGCGGUGGGCGUGGGCCCGCCAGCCGAGCGGCGGGCGCUGGGCUCCCUCGCCCAGACCCGCGCAGAAGCCCCUCCCUCGGUGCCUCGGCCUCCAAUCCCCUCGGUCGCCCCCUCCCUCCGGCUCGGCGGCUCUCGCCCCGGCUCUGCCCCGCCCUCCUCCCCAGGCUCUCCGCGUCGCCCUCCCCGGCUUCCAGGGGGGCUGCCCGGGCGGGGCGGCGCGGCGCGGCGGCGCGGGGAAGGGGGAGGAGAGCCGCCCGCCAGCCGAGCACUUCCAGCGAGAGGUGGGCGAGCGGGCCGCGCGGCGCGAGGGAGGCGGGCUCGCCCCCGCCCGGCCCGAGCGGAGCCUUUUGUUCCCAGCCAGAAGUUUGCAUGCCGGGACCGUGACAGCUGCGGGCGGGGAGGACGGCGGGGCCGCGGGGCCGGCGGUGGCGGAGAAUAGAGGCGGCUGCUUGACAUGCAGCCCACGGCGUGGCGGCUGCGGACCGGGGACUGGCGGCGGGGGAGGCGGCGCCCACAGCACGCGGGACUCAGCUGCCGGAGGGACCAACUAACUUCCUGAGCGCGGGACUGGAGGCCGGCGCGGCCGGGAACCACCUGCCAGCCUGCGGUGAGGAGACCGUGGCCCUCGGGGCGCGCGGCGCGGUGAAGCGGGCGGCAGGGAGCGAGCCUUGCCGACUGACCCUCGGUCGCCGCCGCAGCCCGCCGGCCCCUCAAAGGGCCGGCGCCGGGCUCCACUCGGCUUGUUUUGCGGCCGCGGCGCUGGGCUGUUUCUGGGAGCCACAACAAUGCCAUGAUGUUUUGGAGACAGGAAGCCCCAAGCUGGCCGCGAAUGAAGGACUUCCUGUGUUUAAAGUUGCAGGAAUAUCCGCCGACCAGCCCCGUUCAAAUACAAACACCCGAACUAGGGAGGACGAAUGGCUAAUUCAGACCAGCUGGACUCUCCAGGGCUGGAACUGAGGAUAAAAUGAAAGGAAUUCUUGGGAGCUUGGGCCAUACUUGAAGACCAGAGAGGCUGUGCCAUUGUUAUUAAAAGACACAAUCGAUGUGAAUCCUCUGCUUCCAACUCUGCUCGGGUGAGAAGUGAGUGGAACUAGAUAUUGAAUAAGACUUGUCAGUACCAGAUGAUUUUUUUUUUUUUAAACUGACUGAAUUAGAGCGGUGCUCUUUAAACAAAUAAAAAAGCCAUAGAAGGAAUAAUUUUGUUGAUUACCUUAUACCAAUUAUCUGUCUGCAACCAUGAGGCUGCUAACCUGUGAGGAAAAAGCUGUUUCUCUUAGAGCUUCUCCCAGAAUAGUUUCAAAGUGCAACUUCCAGGCCUUUCUGGAGGGAAGAUUCGACUGGGGGGUUCGCAGUUAUGAAGAUGUAAAAGGGUUUUUAACCUACACAGAAUGCAUUUUGGGGGAAACUGUGAGAAACUUUUAAAAGGUUGAUGGUUCAUCUUGAUUGAAAAAGUAUGGGUAAGCCACUCAGCAGGCCGGACUGUUUAAGGCAGAACCCUACCUGCCUGGGAAAGGGGGAGGAAGAGGAUGGCUACAUAGAGGAUUGCUAUGUUCCACAGCGAUCUAUAUAUGAUACAAUGAGGAUAAAUGAACAAAUUGACCAGGGGUCAAAGCUUAAUCAGACUUCAAAAAGCACCAUGGAAAAGAUAGAAGGAAGCACUAUAUCCAGCAACGGUACGUUAGGAGCAGCCGCUAAUGUUUUUGAAUCCAGAGCACCAGAAGGCAAAAAGUUGGACGAGAGAAUAAUAUUUGACGCACUAAAGCUAAGCAGUGAUGUGCAGAAGUCAGCACCUGUGCCACCCAGAAGGCGGCCAAAUGCAGAACGCAAGGACAACAUUAACAGGAGAUCUUGGAAGUCCUUCAUGCCACCCAAUUUCCCAGAAUUCGCCGAAAGGAUGGAAGCUUCUCUCAGUGAGGUUUCCGAAGCUGGUGUUUCAAAUCCUUCCUUGCAAGAGAAGAAGGAGUCCAGUUCUGCAUUAACAGAAAGUUCUGGUCACGUGGACCACAAGGAACCUCAGUCAGAGUCAGUAACUCUGGAACAUGUGUCCAAAUCCAUAGGUAUUCCAGAAAUGCAGGAUGUGAAAAACUUAGGUGGAAACAGCCAAGACUUCAGAUUGCAGCAGCGCAGUGAGAGCUCUUCCCGUGAAUUCCAGCCUCUAGAGUCAGAAGCUGCAGCAGCAAGUGGUAACACAGAUGUAAUGCAGGAGCACAGAUUCCCAAGUGCAACCUGGCCCAGAGCCAUGAAAAGUUUGGCUAAGGGAGGCUUCAGCGAGAAGCAGCACCCCCUGGGGGACACAGCUUGCACUGUGGAAUUGCCACCUCUCUCCCCUUGCCUGAGUGAAGAGCUCUUGGAUUCAGAGUUGCGUGUUCUCGUAACCCCCAGCCUCAGGGAGAAGACGGAGUCUGAGCUCAAGUUUGAGGAGGAUGAGCGAUGGAUCAUGAUGGAGGCUGCGGAGGAGUGGGAGGAAGAGAAGCUGUCAGAGAGUGGAAAGACUUUUCUAACAGCACAUGAGGAGAACAGCCUAGCAGAUAUCUUUGAAGAAGGAAAGCAAGCAGAUACUGCGGCAGUGGUGGAGGAUGGAGUCGGCUGCUCCACCGCUGUCGUGGGAGUUUUUGAGCACCUAGCUCUUGGUCAGAUCCGUUGCUCUGAUGACCCGCAGCCUGCUCAAAACUGUUUGGCUUCUGUUCUCAAGGCCGAAUCUUUGGAUUACAACUGUGUUCUAACAGGUGAGACCGCUGUAGAACUGAGAAACAGGACUGCUCUGGGGCUGGAGGGUCUUGUUUCAGAUUUAGAAUGCACUAUUGGUCCUGCCGACUCAGAGCAGCUCUCUGACACAGACUCGGUGCAGAUGUUUCUAGAACUUGAAAAGGAGUGUUUAUCUGAAGAAGGAGUGACUCCUCUAGUUGAGCUGGAGAAUCAAGCCUCUUCUGAAGGGCUGGCCCCAUCCCAGGACGCAGAAAAUUCACUUGUAAUCAGUCCUUUUUCAGGGGCUGCCUUAGAAAAGGAUCAUGUAGACCUUUUAAAGGUAAGGACUGAAGACUGUGGUCCUGGGUUGGAUGGUGACUCUUUCAACGCCCUGGACUCUUCUCAGGUGCCUAAUACUGUGGAAUUUACUGCCUACUCUGAUUCUGUGAGGGACGCUUCCACUGUUAGUGAGGAGGAGGGUGAAAAAGUGCCUUUUAGCCCCGAAACUGCUGGGGAAUUUAACCUUAGAUUCCUGACUGAUCUGGAGUCCCUGGGAGGAUGGUCCAACUCUGAUCACAGGGCUUCUCCUGAAGAAAAUGUACCGGACUCUGAAGCCAAGCUGGCCAAAGAACACAGCAGUUUGUCCCAGGUGGAUGGUCAUGAAGUUGAGGGGAAUGCUGAGGAGGGUGUGGAGAGAGCCCCCCUCGGUUCUGCUGUUAGCCGUGAACUCACAGAUGUUACCUCAGGAUCUGAAGGAGAGGUGUUGCCGGAUGAUUCACAUUUACCAACAGAUGAGAUUCAUUGGGAAGGUGAGAAAGGAGCUAUUAAUGAAGAAGAAAACCUUCUGACUUCCUUGGGAGAUGUGGACCUUUGUGAAUUGUUGUUCGUGGAAGGAGCUUGUGAUGAGGAUGGUGAAGCACAGGUGCUGGAUUAUGAAGCCAGGCUGGAGGACCGAGCCUCAGCACACCUUCCUGGUGAACUCCCAGAGCAAAUCUCCCAGAGUCUCCAGAGAAAGUCCCCGGAGUCAGAGUUCCUGAGUCCGCACCUGCCGGUUGGAGGAGUGAGGCAUAGCAGAGAUGGAGUGGAAACCGUGAAUGGGACCAAGCCCAAGCUGAAUAUGGCCUUAUUGGAGGAAGGGGAAGCAGAAAUGAGAGAUUCCAAUUCAUUGCUAAAUACCUUUCUGGAGGAACAAGUUACCAAGGCUAGUAACACAGAAGCAGUGUUGGAGAGCUGGGCAUCCAUCCCACAGAAGCCUGACGCAGCUGCUGCAGCGCCCACUGUAGAAGAUGCCGUGUGUGCUGCAGUGCCUGUCCCAGAGGGAGCUGCUGCAGCCUCUGUCACAGUGCCCUCUCCAGAGGGGCAUGUCCCAGCUGUUUCCGUGGCCACCGUAGAGGCACGUGUCCCAGCUGCUUCAGGUUUUACCCUAGAAAAGGUUGGCCCAGGUGCUGCAGUGCCUGCUCCUGAGGGGACUGCUCCAGCUGCUGCAGUGCCCACCACAGAGGAGGAUACCCCGGAGGAGCCUGUCACCCCCGCUGGUAGAGUGUCCACCUCAGAGGAGCCUGCAGUCCCAGCUGGAGCAGUGUCCACCCCAGAGGAGCCUGAUACCCCAAAUGUUAGAAUGCUCACCCCAGAGGAGCCUGCCGCCCCAGCUGGUGCAGGGUCUACUCCAGAGGAGCUUGCCACCCCAGCUGGUGCCGUGCCCACUCCAGAGCAGUCUGCUGCCCCAGCUUGUGCAGUGUCAACCCCAGAGCAGUCUGCCACCCCGGCUGGUGCAGUGCCCACCCCAGAGCAGUCUGCCACCCUAGCUGGUGCAGUGUCCACCCCAGAGGAGCCUGCCACCCCAGCUGGUGCAGUGUCCACCCCAGAGGAUCCUGCCACCCCAGCUGGUGCAGUGUCCACCCCAGAGGAGCCUGCCACCCCAGCUGGUGCAGUGUCCACCCCAGAGGAGCCUGCCACCCCAACUGAUGCCGUGCCCACUCCAGAGCAGCCUGCUGCCCCAGCUGGUACAGUGCCCACCCCAGAGCAGUCUGACACCCCAGCUGGUGCAGUGUCCACCCCAGAGGAGCCUGCCACCCCAGCUGGUGCAGUGUCCACCCCAGAGCAGCCUGCUGCCCCAGCUGGUACAGUGCCCACCCCAGAACAGUCUGCCACCCCAGCUGGUGCAGUGUCCACCCCAGAGGAGCCUGCCACCCCAGCUGGUGCAGUGUCCACCCCAGAAGAGCCUGCCACCCCAGCUGGUGCAGUGUCCACCCCAGAGAAGCCUGCCACCCCAACUGAUGCCGUGCCCACUCCAGAGCAGCCUGCUGCCCCAGCUGGUACAGUGCCCACCCCAGAGCAGUCUGACACCCUAGCUGGUGCAGUGUCCACCCCAGAGGAGCCUGCCACCCCAGCUGGUGCAGUGUCUACCCCAGAGCAGUCUGCCACCCCAGCUGGUGCAGUGUCCACCCCAGAGCAGUCUGCCACCCCAGCUGGUGCAGUGUCCAUCCCAGAGGAGCCUGACGCCCCAGCUGGUGCAGUGCCCACCCCGGAGGAGCUUGCAGCCCCAGCUGCUGAACUGUCUGCUCCAGAGGAGUCUGAUAGCCCAGCUGUUAGAGCGUUCACCCCAGAGGAGCCUCCUGCUGCAGCUGCUGCAGCCCCAGCUGUGGAGGAGGUGCUCCCCGUUGGCGCACCCUUCCCGGGAGAUGCUCCCCAUGCUGAUUCAGUGCCUGUCUCAGAAGGAACUUCUAUUCUAGAAGAGGCUUCCCCUGCUGGAAUGCCGAUCCAGCAGGAGCUUGAUUCCCCAGCAUUUGGAGUAAAAGAGGUGACUGGCACAGUGCUGCAUGGGAAAGUGCCUCUGGCUGCAAUUGAUGGAUUAAAUUCAAAUGAGGUAAUUGUUGCUCAUUUUGUUAGGGCAGGAUGUGGAGAGUAAAGUGAGAUUUGCAAGUUCUGUGACUUGGUGGUGAUUAGAAAGGGCACAGAUAAUUCUUUGGGUCUCUUAAGAAUGCCUGAGUUUUUCUGGCCUUUUUUGGUCUUUUUAUUGAAUUUAUGGGGAAAACGUGUCUUUCGUCUGCUGAAAAACUUUAUAAUUCAGACUUUUUCUAAUUGGGCUAUAAGCAAAGCUCAAGGAAAUUAGGAAUGUAAACAGUUUUGCCUUUAAUUUUGGAAAAGAUUAUUAGCGGGAAAGGGUGAUUCUGCUUUUGAAAUUUACAGUGUGUUCUUUCCUAAAUCAAGGGGCUGCUUAUUCAUUGGUGAUGUUAGCAGUCAAGUAGAGGCUAGAGUAUAUGUACUUUGGAUGGAGACCUGGGAUACUUUUAACAACUCUGAGACAGUUAAAUAUCCUGAGGCUCCAGUUGCCUCAUUUGUUAAGGCAGAAGAACCCUGUGAGGGUUGUGAGGGUAAAAUGAGAUCAUCCGUUCAAAGCACCAAACACAGAAGAUUUGAGUCACUGUCAAUAUGCUUCCCCUUUCAAAUAGAUAACGUUGGUUAACGUUGCUUAACUGAAAGAAUUCACCAAAGCAGGUUGAGUGAAAGCCAUAUAUGGAUGUGUGAAUAACAGUUUUUAAAUACAAAUGUGUAUUUUUAAAGCCUGAAAAAGAUACAGUAAUGAUUAUGAAGAAAGUAUUUUAGUAAUCUUGUCAGUCUUUGUGUUCGGAAACAAGUCACUUUUCUCUCCCUAGACCUCUUGUUUCUUAAUCUGUGAAAUUAGGAAAUUGGACUAAUGUCCUCCUGGGUCUCAUACCUCCAAGGUUUUGAAGUCCUCCCGUUAGAGAACAUAAUGUGUUGUGAACCCUGUUCCCAAGAUUCUUAUCCUUUAGCAUUUCAUAAUCAGAGGAUUUCGAGAAUGGCAGCUCUCUGCACUUUACUGUCCUGGUGUCAUUUGGUCACUGAUAAGGAGGGAAGGAGUUAGAAGUUUAAUCAAAUACAGUCAGUGGUAACUGAGUGCAAAGGUGGUUUUAAUUUUGCACCAUCUCCAGGACCCAAAACAGUGCCUUCCCUGUAGUAUGCAUUCCUGUUGACUGAGUGGAUGAAUGUUAAUCUCCUAAAUAUUCAUAGAUGCUGCGAGAAAGUUGGGUUCACCUCCAUUGCAGAACCUUUCAGGGAAACCUUAGUCAGCUAGGACCAAUUAAACAUGCAGCUGCCAGCAAGGAAAGAUCAUUUUGACUGCAGGCUAUAAGCCGUCAACCAAGCUAAGCCACAGAUCUUCCGCUUAGCUGUGUGGUAGUGGUGUCACCUGGACUUCACAAUUAUUUUGUAAUGGAGCACCCCAUCAAAUUAGAGUGCAUCACCUUUCGGGUUGAUGGAUUUGAUCCAGUUUUCUCAGUUUUACUGAAUUUGGGGUUGACACCAAGAUCCUAUCCAGCAUCCUAUGCAAAGUCACCAGCAUUCUUGAUUACACAGACUAUUUCUAUUACAAAGCCUGCAACAAUAGUUGAUGAAAUACAGGGAUUUCAUUAUAAAGAGCCAGUCAAAUCUGCAUAAAGGAAAAAUAUUCAGAGAAACUCUUAAGUCAGUCUCUGGGAUCUCUGGUAGUCUGGCAGCUACAGGAGGUAGUCAUUUUAUGAAAUAUUGGCCAAUAUAAAUGACAGGAGAAACAAAUAGUAGCCCAGCUGCAAAGUCUGUGAUUUAGAAUGAACUGCUCUAGAUCCUCUUCAUAUGUAUGUAAAAUGUUCACAUGUAUACAUGGUUAAAAUAGAUACAAGCAUUCUAAUAGCAAUCACAAGGUUUAGUAGAAGAAAGAAGAGCCAGAACUUGUUUGCUAUUUCCAUAGUGGGAUCCUAAGUUCACUAAGAGCAAUCUGUGGUUCUUGAAGCUUUCUUCUCAUGUGUAGACUUCCUUAGACUUAUUUCCAGUCACUGGUUCAAUGAAGAAAACAACUGUUUGUAUAAAAUAGUGGUCCUAUAAAAUUAAGAAUUUGCCACGGAAGUUUUUAAGCAAAAAUUGGGGAGCCUCACAAUCUCAGUUCAACACUUGAAUCCUCAGCCAAUCAACAGAACUUUUAUGGAUUUGUUUGCUUUCUCUCACACUGUUUCUGUGCAAGGAUUCAUUCAUUUAUAGGAUAACUACUUAUCGUGUACCCAGUACUCUGCACUGGGUACUGGAACUUCUGCAGUAAAUAGAAUUGGUGUGGUCCCUGCCCUUGUGGGACUUACAGUAUAGUAGGGGAGGCUUCAGUUAUGUCUCUUUACAAUCCUGUGGACUGUAGCCCACCAGGCUCCUCUGUCUGUGGGAUUCUCCAGGCAAGAAUACUAGAGUGGGUUGCUGUGCCCUCCUCCAAGGAAUCUUCCAGACCCAGGGAUCAAACCAGCAUCUCCUUCAUUGCAGGCAGAUUAUUUGCCGUUGAGCCACUGGGAAAGCCCAGGGGGAGGCAGAAAUUAAGCAAAAAUGAUACAAAUAUAUGGUUAUAAAUAAUGGCAAAUGCUUUGAAUAAAAAAAAAAAGUUAUUAUAAGAAACAAUAGGGGUAUUUAAUUUCAGUUGCCGUGUCAAAGAAACAGUUUUAAAACUAUAACCUGAAGGAUAAAUAGAAGUUACUUAGUCAAAGAGCAUUCUAGACAAAGGAAAUGAAAACUGGAAAGAGCUUGGCAUGUUAAAACUAAAAGAGAGCCAAGUGACCAGACCACAGUAAGCAAGGUUUCCAGAAGAGUGUCUUGCAGUGAACCUGGAAAGGUGGGAAGGGGCCAGAUGAUGCAGGGGCUGAGAAAGAAAUCAAGGAUCUCUACCUUACAAGCCAUAGGCAAGUAUUGGAAGAUUUAAGUAGGGGAGUGAAAUUAUUUCAUUUUCAUUUUUUAAGGAUGACUCAGCUUAAAAGAUAGAGAAAGCUGGUUCACAUUGACAAAAAAAUUUUCAACAUUAUUUGGGUUUAUAAAUCUCAGAUUUCUUUUGUUUUAUAUUUUGAUAGUUUGUAUUGUAAUUGACAUGGAAUUCAGAAAACACAGAAUGGUUUGCAACUUUAAAAAAAUCACACUGGCUACUAUGUUUAGGAUGAAUUGUAUGGGAUCAAGGACAAAGUAGAGAGGCCUGCUCAAUUACUGCAAUUGUCUGGGUGGCUUGGAUAGAGAGUCAGUGGAUUUGAAGACAGAGUCAGUGGAUGGAUCUGAGACACAGUUUAGGGACAAAAUCAGUAAGAUCUGAUAAUAACUUUCAUGUUGGGGGGUAGUGAGGGGAAGUUAUCAAGGAUGGUUUCUAGAUUCUGAUCUGCAUCAUUGAGUAGAUGGGUGUUGGAGGGUGGAGGAAACAAAAAGUACCCGUUGAAUUGAGAAGGCAUUUUGAGACCAAAAAAGAAGGCAGGAAGCUCCAUAUAAUCAAUGGAUCAGUUUAUUAUAGAGUAACUUACUCUCAGGCUUCCCUGGUGUCUCAGCAAUUAAGAAUCCGCCUGCCAAAGCAGGAGAUGUGGGUCAGGAAGAUCCCCUCAAGAAGGAAAUGACCACCCACUCCAGUAUUCUUGCCUGGAAAUUCCCGUGGACAGAAGAGCCUGGUGGGCUACAGUGCAUGGGGUUGCAAAAGAGUCAGACAUGACUGAGCAACCAAACAACAACUUACUCUCAGGGUAGCAUCAGGCAGACUACAACCCAGAAGCAUUCUCAGCUGCACUCUGCACCAUCGUGGGGGCAACUGGUACAGUUCUGCAGUUAACCUAGAGGGUGGGGGUCGGUGCUUGGGAAAAGGACUUGUAUUCCUAAGUCAAUAUUUAUGAAUGGGUUCUAAUCUAUGGACACUAGGAAUAUACAUCAGCAAAGGUUUUCAUCAUUGUUUGGGGACACACAGAGCAUAGGAGCUACCUGGUCCUGAUGAUGAUUAAACAGUAUCUAUUAUCUACAAAGCCCUUGACAACAGAGAAGUGAUGUACUGUACAUUACAGUCCUGGGUAGGGUCAGCAGAAGGACAGGAGAAACUCUAAGGGCCCAAGAUGGUGUCAGUAAGGCUCACAGCCAUACAGUGGGGGCAGUGGCGAAUUGCUCAGGGAAGGGCAGCAUUGGGGGAGAGGAAAUUAGCAGGUACAUUGUUCAACUUUGGAAUGGUAUAUGGCAAUAUUAAGGAAAAUAGUUGGAUAUUUAGAUUUGAAAUUCAAAAUAUAUAUAUAAUUUUUAGAGUAAUAAGCAUUUAUUAUGGUAAGGAAUGCCAUAGGAAUGGGUAGAAUUGCCUUUAAGGGAAUGUAGAUUGAGAAAAGGGCUCAGGACUGGUAUCCUACCCUUGUCUCUACCCUCUAAGGCUAACAUUUGGAGAUUUAGACGAGAAAGAGGAAGUGCAUGAAGGACAUCAAAAAAGGAUCAGUCAGGAUGAAAGCUGGGAGAAUGUGGUAUUACUAUAGAUAAAAGUGUUUUAAGAAGGUCUUUGGGAAAUUUUCUGUUUUAUGUCCCUGUUGCAUCUUACAGCCAUGCAAUAAUUUUUACUAGUGUUCUGCUCUGGGAAAUGUCUGCCAGCACUGGUUAGUUGGUAACACGGCACAGUCCAUGUGCCACGGAAUACUAAGGAGUAGGAAUUUUAAUGUAUCUAAAAGCACAAGUUUUGUGAAACAGCUUUAUUAGGGAAUUAAGAGAAAGGAGCAAGUGUUUUCAGAUUUAUUUUCUUUAACAUUCUGUUCACUUGUGUUCACUAUGAAUAUUUAAAGGGUACUAGUAUAUAGAACAGAGAAGGCAAUGGCACUCCACUCCAGUACUCUUGCCUGGAGAAUCCCAUGGACGGAGGAGCCUGGUGGACUGCAGUCCAUGGGUUCUCGAAGAGUCGGA
Messenger RNA from Cervus elaphus (red deer), 14459 nucleotides. Its product is annotated as KIAA0754 ortholog. Lineage: Eukaryota; Metazoa; Chordata; Mammalia; Artiodactyla; Cervidae. The coding region runs from base 5524 to 9663 and encodes 1379 amino acids. The record is from RefSeq and is a predicted model, not a curated record. The transcript has a single exon.